AUGGCCGUGCGGCGGCUGCGACUCGGUGUAGGAAGAGCGCUCGGGGUCCCGGCGACACGGAAGCGCGGGAGCCGAGUGUAUAGCACGUCCCAGGCCUUUGGAGAGGUCCUCGGGCUCCCGAGCAGGCAGUUCACGAAGUUGGUGUUCCCGCUGCAGGAGCUCUCGCGGCACCUCGCGCCGGACUCGGGGCACAACCUUCACCUGCGGAUCUUCGACCCGAGCCUGGAGGACCUAGCGCGGGCGGACCACCUCUUCACCACCACGGCCCGGCACCGCAUCGAGUACGUCAGCUCGGCUGUGCGCCUGGACCACGCCCCGGACCUCCUGCGCCCCGAGGUGUGUUUUAUUGGCAGAAGCAAUGUUGGAAAGUCUUCCCUAAUAAAGGCUUUAUUUUCACUGGCCCCGGAGGUUGAAGUCAGAGUCUCAAAAAAACCGGGACACACAAGGAAAAUGAACUUUUUCAAAGUCGGAAAGCACUUUACAGUGGUGGACAUGCCAGGUUAUGGCUAUCGAGCCCCUAAAGAUUUUGUUGACAUGGUAGAGGCCUACCUAAAAGAACGGAGGAACUUGAUAAGAACAUUUUUGUUAGUGGAUAGUGUUGUUGGAAUUAAUAAAAAUGACAAUAUCGCCAUAGAAAUGUGUGAAGAAUUUGCAUUACCUUAUGUGAUGGUAUUAACAAAAAUUGACAAGUCGUCCAAGGGACAUCUUUUAAAACAAGUACUUUCAAUCCAGAAAUUUGUGGACACUCAAACUCAAGGAUGUUUUCCUCAGUUGUUUCCUGUAAGGUGCUUCUCUCUGCUGGCUCUUGCUGGAUUGUCCCGAUGCUUUGUUCUCAUUCUGCUGCAGCAUCGCGCAGCCCGACUCCAGAUACCACAAGUGCUGUAACCUAUUCUGGAAUCCAUCUGUUGAAGUGCUUUAUAGCAAGUAUAACAGGAAGUCUUAAGGCUGAGGACUCCCGACAGAACUGAA
Messenger RNA from Echinops telfairi (small Madagascar hedgehog), 969 nucleotides. RefSeq names its product GTP binding protein 8 (putative) (gene GTPBP8). NCBI's taxonomy places the organism in Eukaryota, Metazoa, Chordata, Mammalia, Afrosoricida, Tenrecidae. Gene Ontology annotation, molecular function: GTP binding. The transcript has 7 exons. Bases 1 to 885 code for a protein of 294 amino acids. The record is from RefSeq and is a predicted model, not a curated record. Gene Ontology annotation, cellular component: mitochondrion.